Molecule: messenger RNA, 1641 nt
Organism: Iphiclides podalirius (scarce swallowtail)
Lineage: Eukaryota; Metazoa; Arthropoda; Insecta; Lepidoptera; Papilionidae
Source: the annotation of a GenBank genome assembly
AUGAGGAACUACAAACGCAAAACUAAUGAGAAGCCGUUCACACCAGAACUGUACUUGCAGGCCCAAGAAAUGCUAAAACAGGGGCUAUCCAUUAGAAAAAUUGGGGCGGAGUUAGGAUUCGAUGCAUCAACUGUACGGAAGAGGUUGAAAAACGAAGGCGGCGCCCAAAAACUGGGCCUGUUCACAACAACAUUCACUAAUUUGCAGGAAAAGGAUAUUGUAGAACACUGCCGAACCUUGAAUCAUAUGUUUUAUGGUGUUUCCUUCAAAACGCUCCAAAUUCUUAUAUUCAAAUAUGCUGAAGAAAACAAAAUUCGAAACUUCUUUAAUAAAGAGAAGGGAAUGGCAGGGAAGGACUACACAAUUUCUUUCAUGAAGAGACACAAACUAAGUCUGCGAACUGCGAGGAAAACGUCAGUGGCCCGAAAAAUGGGUUUUAAUCGCAAUCAAGUGGAAGGUUUUUUUGUUAACCUAGAAUCGGCUUAUCAAAAAUACAAGUUUGCUCCUGGUUUCAUAUACAACAUGGACGAAACUGGUAUUCAGACUGUUCCAGACAAACUUCCGAAAAUUGUAUCCGACCAGGGCCAGAAAGAAGUAGCUAAAAAUGUCACGGAUUCGUGGCAAUCGUCCCACCCCGGGCAGGUAAUAACAGUUUAUCAUGUCGCCGAGCUCUUUAAUCGGGCUUAUGAAAGAACAGCUACCAUUGUAAAAGCAACUGCCUCCUUCCGCGCAACGGGAAUCUUUCCCCUGGACCCCGGGGUUUUCUCAGAUGCUGAUUUUCUUCCGAGCCAGGUUACGGAUCAAAGUCUGGAAGAAGAUGAUUUCGUUCAAGAACCAAUGGUAGAUUUUGGCGACGAUAUCUGCUAUACCGUUCUCGACUGCCCUGUUCCUGAGCCUUCAGUGCUGCCUCAGGCUCCUACGUCCGUACUUGACCGAAGCCCCGAUGAAGAUUUCGUCCAAGAAGCAAUAUUAGACUUUGGCAACGAUAACUGCGAUUCCGCUCUCGACUUCCCUGUUCCUGGACCUUCAAGGCUGCCUGAUCCUGUUCUUUGUACUAUGUCUCCUGGACCUGUCUCCACGUCACCUCUUGUGUCAGUUGUGUCUCCAGCAGAUAUAACACCUCUUCCCAAAGCAACACGACGUAAGCGGAGCGGAAGAAGUUUAAAGUCGACACUUCUAACAUCUUCUCCGCACAAGAAAGCCCUUCGGGACAAAAAAUUACAAGCUGAAAGAUUGGUCCAAGAAAAAGAAGAUCGAAAAAUUAAAAAUGCAAUGAAACGGAAAGACAAGCUCAUGAUGGCAGCAAAGCAGAAGAAGAAGCCACGACGUGGACUUCAGUUUGAUUCAGAUGACUCAUUUCAGUCUCAGUCUAUUUCAUCUGGAACUUCUGUCUACGAGUCAGAAUCUGACAGUGAUCAGAACAUGGAAGAAUCGUCUGAGUGGAUGGUGCCUCCAAAGCGGUGCAUAGGCGAAUUUCGUGCCGUUCGCUAUGAAGAAAAACUGUUUCCAGGAGUUAUUACUGGCUUUCCAAAAACCCAUGCCACUGUAUCGUCAAUGGUGAAAGCUGGAAAAUUAUGGAAAUGGCCCGACCGGCCUGACAUUCUCGAUCAUGAAUGGGGAUCAGUCGUUUCUAGUAUAUAU